Tribolium castaneum (red flour beetle) is the source of this 1586-nucleotide messenger RNA. RefSeq lists its product as uncharacterized. The record is from RefSeq and is a predicted model, not a curated record. Gene Ontology annotation, biological process: oligosaccharide metabolic process; glycoside catabolic process. Bases 164 to 1492 code for a protein of 442 amino acids. Gene Ontology annotation, cellular component: cytoplasm. Lineage: Eukaryota; Metazoa; Arthropoda; Insecta; Coleoptera; Tenebrionidae. The transcript is spliced from 8 exons. Gene Ontology annotation, molecular function: alpha-galactosidase activity.
CCACUAUAUCACUUCGAUAAUAGCCCCAUCAUGUCUCUAAAAUCUGUACUGCCGGUUUAGCCGCGCUCGCAAACGGACGUGGCUAGGCCUCCACUUUUACCUUCACCGUCCACAAACGGCAAUCCUUUGUGUUCCCAAGGUUAUUUAAACGUCAAAUAGUGAAAUGUGUCAAAAAUGUCAAAUCGGAAUUUUGGUGUUUUGCCUGAUUAGUGGCGGGAUUGCGCUCGAAAAUGGCCUGGCGCGGACGCCCCCCAUGGGCUGGCUGGCUUGGGAGCGCUUCCGGUGCAAUACCGACUGCAAAAACGAUCCCGAAAACUGCAUCAGCGAGAACUUGUUCCGGACGAUGGCUGAUAUCGUGAUUUCGGAGGGCUACGCGGCCGCGGGGUACGAAUAUAUCAAUGUUGAUGACUGCUGGCUUGAGAAAGAAAGGGACAGGUUCGGGCAACUUGUCCCGGACAGACAGCGGUUCCCUCGAGGGAUGAAAGCACUAGCCGACUAUGUGCACUCCAAAGGGCUCAAAUUCGGGAUUUACGAAGACUUUGGUAACUACACCUGUGCAGGGUAUCCCGGAGUUCUGGGUUAUUUAAGAACGGACGCUGAGACGUUUGCGUCCUGGGACGUGGAUUACGUCAAACUGGACGGUUGUUACGCCCAUCCCAGUGAGAUGGACCGGGGCUAUCCCGAAUUCGGGUUCUACUUGAACCAAACUGGGAGAGCAAUGAUGUAUUCCUGCAGUUGGCCCGUUUACCAAAUUUACGCAGGAAUGCAGCCCAACUUCACUUCAAUCAUCGAACAUUGUAAUUUGUGGCGAAAUUUCGACGAUAUCCAGGACUCCUGGGCCAGUGUUGAAAGUAUUAUUGAUUAUUAUGGGAAUAAUCAGGAUGUGAUUGUUGCUAAUGCGGGACCAGGACAUUGGAACGACCCAGACAUGUUGAUUAUCGGAAAUUUCGGUCUGAGUUACGAGCAGAGCAAGACCCAGAUGGCCAUUUGGGCCAUCCUGGCAGCCCCCUUGCUCAUGUCGGUCGACUUGCGCUCGAUCCGGCCCGAGUACAAAGCCAUUUUGCAAAACAAAAAAAUCAUAGCCGUCGAUCAAGAUCCGUUGGGCAUUCAAGGAAGGCGUAUAUACAAGCAUAAAGGUAUCGAAAUUUGGUCGAGACCGAUCACUCCUCUCUACCAGAAUUAUUUCUCCUAUGCGAUCGCAUUUCUGAACAGGAGAACGGACGGAACGCCUUCAGAUGUAGCGGUCACGCUGAAGGAAUUGGGUUUGACGUCACCGACGGGCUACAGAGUCGAGGAUCUCUACGAAGAUGUGGAUUAUGGAGUUUUGUCUUCGCAAACGAAAAUCAAAGUGAAAGUCAACCCAUCCGGUGUCGUAAUUUUAAGAGCCGAUGUACAAAACGAUUUUAAAAGAAGAAUUCCCUACUAUACGACGCAACGAACGAUUUAUAAUCCAUUAAGUCAAGUUUUCAGAAUACGAAAUAACGGAUUUUAAUGUAAAUACGACGUAAAUUAUAAUAAUUUUAGGUACAGGUUUUUUACUUUUUUAAAUUUUAUUUACAAAGUACGAAAUAAAUUGUUAGUCCAAA